UUUUGUUUUCCUUUUCAGUUUCCAUUUUCUUUUCAUUGUGGUCAGUUUCAGAAAUUCCAAAAUUAUGUAUUAUUUAUUAAAUAAUGCGACUCAAAUAAUUUAGAAAUAAAUGCGCAUUGUAUUGUUUCCUAGGUUCCGUAGAUUGUUGUUAGAUAUCAGGUUGAAAAGUACGGCAGCUACAUCCAAAAUGCAAGUUUUCACUCAGAAAAGAAAUCCCAUUACCGGCAGUACAGAAUGGGACGUGCAACACGAAGAUUACGAUUAUCACCAGGAAAUCGCUCGCUCCGCUUUUGCGGAUAUGCUGCAUGAUACAGAGAGGAAUAAAAAGUACCACAGGGCUCUGCAACUGGCGAUAGAGAAGAUGCAUGACGCUGGAAAAAAAGCUAAUGUUUUGGACAUAGGAACAGGUACUGGUUUAUUAUCCAUUAUGGCAGUAAGGUGUGGAGCUGACACUGUCACCGCUUGUGAAGCGUUCAAGCCUAUGGCAGAAUGCUGUUCGAAAAUUCUGCAGAGGAAUGGUGUUGCUGAUAAAAUCACUGUCAUACCAAAGAGGUCCACUGAUUUGACAGUGGGAGAAAAUGGGGACAUGAAGGAAAAGGCUAAUAUCUUAGUGACUGAAGUGUUUGAUACUGAAUUGAUUGGAGAAGGUGCUCUAUCAACAUUUGCUCAUGCACACCAGUACCUUUUGGAAGAAGAGUGCGUAGUGGUUCCUGACUCUGCUGUGAUCUACGCACAAGUGGUGGAAUGUCCCACUCUGCAGAAGUGGAAUAAACUUAAUGAUCUUGCAGAUGAAGACUUGAAGGUUAUAUUGAGGACUCCACAAAAGAUGAAAGACUGCGCCGGUUCAGCCGCGGUCCACGACGUGCAGUUGUCUCAGCUGCCUCGUCACAGCUUCAAGGAGCUGUCGGACCAGAUCCCCGUGUUCUACUACGACUGGUCGGGUCGCUCGCCCGUUGACUGUCGGAGGACUGUCAAACAGCAGUUCACUGUGACCAACACAGGGCGAGCUCAGAUUGUGUUCAUGUGGUGGGAGCUUAAUAUGGAUAUGGAAGGUAAAAUAUUGCUAAGCUGUGCCCCAUGGUGGACUCAUCCUGACGCUGACUUAUCAUCAGAGAGACCACAGGACUCCAUACCCUGGCGAGAUCACUGGAUGCAAGGCGUCUAUUACCUUCCCCAAGAAAUCACAGUACAAAAAGAAUCAGAUGUAACAUUAGUGUCCUGUCAAGAUGAAUAUUCUCUAUGGUUCUAUUUGGAAGAUGAGAAAACUAAGCACAAACAUUAUAAAAGGCCUAUUUGUGAGUGCGGUGUUCACAUGGCUUUAUCGAGAACUCACGUUUCUUACUUAAAUGAUGGGAAACGAAGUAAAAAGUUACUCGCACAAAUUAAAGAUGAUUUGGUUAAUGAUGCAAUAGUGUUGGAUUUAAAUGGCAGUAGUUUGUUAGGUUUGGCUGCAGCUAAAAUGGGAGCCAAGACGGUAUACAUACUAGAGAAUACCAAUCUUAAUAUUGGCAUCUUGAAUGAUUACAUCCAAGCGAAUAAUUUGGAAAAUGUGGUCAUACUUCCAGAUGUUACCGAUGAACUAACAGAGAAAGUAACAAAUGUUGUUUGCGAUCCUAAUUUCAGCAGUGCUAUUCUGCCAUGGGAGAAUUUAAAAAUGGCGUAUCUGUUAUACAAAUAUAAGAGUAAACUGAAUGAGUCAGUGAAGAUUGUUCCAGAAAGUUGUGAGUUGUGGGCGAUGCCUGUCGAGUUCCAGGAUUUACACAAAAUAAGGAUACCGUUGGGUUCUUGUGAGGGCAUCGAUAUGACAAUAUUUGAUGAUCUAGUUGAAAGUUCCCGUAUAAUAAGUGACGCGGAGAUAGAAGCGCAGCCCCUGUGGGAGUAUCCGUGCAAAUGUGGCGGCCUGCCGCGGAGAUUGAUCGAAGUGAACAUGAACGAUUUGAGAGUGACGUACGCUUGCGACGGCGAUCACACUGUAGCUGAUACAGAAUCCGAGCUAUCGCAGCCAGUGAACGGGUUCGUGGUGUGGGCCACGUGGUCGGUGGGCGGCAAGCCGACGAGUGCGGGCCCCGGUGAGUGGCCGCGCGUCGGCGAGCGUGUGAUCUGGGACAUGCACACCCGACAGGCCGUCAAAAUACUAAAAAAAUCUAAAAUCGUGAGCGUGACAGACAAAUGGAGUUAUCAAGUGGCCUGUGAUUUAGAAAAGGGCCAGUUUAAUCUCAAUAUUGAUUGGGCUAAAGAAGAGACAUAAAUUAUUUAUGCAUUAUACUAAUGAAUGAAUGAAUGUAUAUAUGUUAUUGAAAUGAAUGCUUUGUGCUUAAAACAUAUUUUACGAAAUAAAUAUUAUGAUGGAUAUAUCAAUUAAUUGUU
Molecule: messenger RNA, 2367 nt
Organism: Bicyclus anynana (squinting bush brown)
Lineage: Eukaryota; Metazoa; Arthropoda; Insecta; Lepidoptera; Nymphalidae
Gene: Art7
Product: protein arginine N-methyltransferase 7
Exons: 9
Coding region: 110-2248 (712 amino acids)
Biological process (GO): peptidyl-arginine methylation
Molecular function (GO): protein-arginine omega-N monomethyltransferase activity
Source: RefSeq, a predicted model, not a curated record